Blastocystis hominis is the source of this 773-nucleotide messenger RNA. RefSeq lists its product as hypothetical. The coding region runs from base 72 to 773 and encodes 233 amino acids. Gene Ontology annotation, biological process: intracellular signal transduction; protein phosphorylation. The transcript has 5 exons. Gene Ontology annotation, molecular function: ATP binding; MAP kinase activity. The record is from RefSeq and is a predicted model, not a curated record. Gene Ontology annotation, cellular component: cytoplasm; nucleus. NCBI's taxonomy places the organism in Eukaryota, Bigyra, Opalinata, Blastocystidae.
AAACAAUAAUAUAAUUGAAUAGUAAAAUGCAAUACUCACCAACAUCGUAUAUGAAAGAAAUCCCUAGCUACAUGGAAAAGCGAUAUAAUAUUCAAAGACAACUAGGGGCUGGUUCCUAUGGAACUGUGUUUUUGGGUGUCAAAAAGGCCACCAAUGAGAAUGUGGCCAUCAAAUACAUGCACCAUGUUUUCUAUAACCAGGAAGAUGCCCUUCGAUCUCUUCGAGAAAUCUCUAUUAUGCGCCAAUGCCAUCAUCCCAACAUUUGCAAGAUUAUAGAUGCCUAUAUUCCAAAGGACAAGGACACGUUUAACAGCGUUUGGAUCGUCAUGGAAUAUGGUGGUUGGGACCUUCAAAAGAUUAUAGAAACGCAUAAUUCGAUUGAAGGUUGGAGCGCUCAACAUGUGAAGUUUCUCAUGUACCAAAUGAUCUGCGCCCUUCGUUAUCUCAGCAGUGCCAGCAUCAUGCACCGCGACAUCAAACCCUCAAACAUCCUCAUGGACAAGCAAUGCGGAAUUCACAUCAUCGACUUCGGCCUUGCGCGCCGAGUCGCUCCCAACAAAGACUACCACUCCGAGCAGUUCUUCCAGCCCAUCACCGUCGCCGAGACCAAUCCCAUGAUCAUCCAAUCCGAUGCGCUACCUCGCUUGGACUCCGACACAACCCUCCCCACACUGAGUCUUCCGCAACGCCAGCUCACUCGCCACGUCGCCACGCGUUGGUACCGACCUCCCGAAGUCAUCACCUUGCAAGUCGGUUCCCGCGGUUAUUCCUGA